Molecule: messenger RNA, 1528 nt
Organism: Phanerochaete carnosa HHB-10118-sp
Lineage: Eukaryota; Fungi; Basidiomycota; Agaricomycetes; Polyporales; Phanerochaetaceae
Exons: 12
Molecular function (GO): monooxygenase activity; heme binding; oxidoreductase activity, acting on paired donors, with incorporation or reduction of molecular oxygen
Source: RefSeq, a predicted model, not a curated record
CUCGCCGACGUCUACGUACGGCCUCAUCCUGCUGGGAACGGCACUAUACUUCUUGAACUGGUUCAAAGAGUACAAGCUCAGGAAUGUACCUGCGCUGGGGCCGACGGCACCGUUGCUCUCUUACUGGGGCGCAUUCAGAUUCAUCACCAGUUGCCAGGAAAUGCUUGCAGAGGGGCAUGCCAAGUUCGGCGGGAGCCCGUUCAGGAUAGCAACUCGCCAGUACUGGCAUUACAUUGUCUCGGACCCUAAGCUCAUUGAUGAGCUGCGGCGCGCACCGGACGACGAGCUGUCUUUCAUUGACGCCGCGGCCGAGGGCCUGGAGCUCGAGUACACGAUGGGCGUGGCAGCGCCGAAGAAUAUGUAUCAUGUGCCGAUCAUCAAGACGACGCUCACACGCAAUCUGAGCCACCUCUAUGGAGGGAUCUACGACGAGAUAUGCAGCGCGUUUGCAGACCGCGUCCCCGCGGAAGAUGAAUGGACGGCUGUGCCCGCAAUGGAUGCCAUUAUGGAGGUUGUCGCUCGGACCAGUGCCCGCAUCUUCGUUGGCCUCCCUCUCUGCCGUAAUCAAGAGUUCUUGGAUAUCGCUGUUAACUACACAACAGACGUAGUCAAGACUGGACUUAUACUCAACAUGGUACCUGUUCCCCUUAAACCGAUUGUGAACCGCCUUAUCAACAAGGUCGAUAAAACCGUUGACCGCACAUAUGCUUUGCUGAGUUCCACGAUUGAUGAGCGGCGGAGAAUGAUGGAGCAGUAUGGAGACGACUGGCCAGACAAGCCUAACGACUUGCUCCAAUGGCUCAUGGAAGCCGCAGAAGGGGUCGAGCGUGAGCCGAGGGCUCUGGCCGCCCGUUUGCUCGUAGUCUGCUUCGCCGCCAUUCACACGUCUUCUUUGAGCUUCACUCAUGCUUUGUACCACCUUGCAGCACACCCAGAGUACAUGAAGCCGCUGCGGGAGGAAGAUUCGCUUCAGAAGAUGCGCAAGGUCGACAGCUUCCUGAAGGAGUGUCAACGAUUCGAGGGUAUCGGCAGCUUAUUUCUUGGACGCAAGGCGCUGAAAGACUACACCUUCUCCGACGGCACGUUUAUCCCCAAGGGCAGCUACGUCUCAACUUCGAAGAUGGCGAUACAUGACACGUGCGAGUACUAUGAUGAACCGCACGUCUUUGACCCAUGGCGAUUUUCCAACAUGCGCGACGAGACAGGCGAAGGCACGAAGCACCAGAUGGUCAACACGACCCGGGACGGUUCUUUGCUGCGAACGAGCUGAAGAGCAUGAUGGCGCAUCUUGUGGUGACGUAUGACAUCCGCAUGGAGAAGCUCGGAGAGAUCCCGCCAGGACUCCGCUUCGGCCCUGCCACAUCGCCUAACCGAACAGCGAAGGUUUUGUUCAGGAAGCGGAAGGACUGAAUCGCAUUCAGACGAUCUAUUAUCAUUUGUCCUUAAGCUGUUGCCACUGGUGUGGCAAGCGGUCGGCAUGAUAUAGCAAGACAGAAUGUUGGCUGAAAUGCACCCGGUUUUGUCGAUC